Messenger RNA from Punica granatum (pomegranate), 853 nucleotides. The record is from RefSeq and is a predicted model, not a curated record. Lineage: Eukaryota; Viridiplantae; Streptophyta; Magnoliopsida; Myrtales; Lythraceae.
GGAGGCCCAUAUCCGAACUCCUUCCAUCCUCAUUCCUCACUCACAGGCUUUUCUAUCUCUCUCUCUAAGAAGUGCUCUCACUUCACCGACGGCCGACCGGAUAUCCAUAAUAAGUCUCUGCUCGGAUUCUCAGUUGUCUGCUGAUUCCAUUUCCUAGGCUGGUUCUGGGAUCCAUGGCUUCAAAGCUUCAUCAAUUGAAAUCGAAGGCCACUCAGGCGUCCCAGUUUGUUGCCAAGCAUGGAACUGCUUAUUAUAAACAGCUGUUGGAGGAGAACAAGCAGUAUAUUCAGGAGCCACCAACAGUCGAGAAAUGUAACCUAUUAGCAAAGCAAUUGUUUUACACUCGCCUGGCUAGUAUUCCCCAUCGUCGCGAGGCAUUCUGGAAGGAACUCGAUUACAUCAAGCAGGCAUGGAAGAACAGGCAAGAUCUGAAGGUUGAGGAUGCUGGCAUUGCUGCACUGUUCGGCUUAGAGUGCUUCGCAUGGUUCUGUGCAGGCGAGAUCGUUGGGAGGGGGUUCACUUUCACCGGUUACUACGUAUGAGAUUAUGAAUGCAGAAACUUCGAGGCCAUUGUAAUUUCACAGGCUUGAAUUUGUGAGCUUCCUCUCCCUCUCGUCUCCAUCAUCAACCCAACAAUCCAGUGUUCGGUUACUUCACAUGAAAAGUUUUGUUUCGUCUGUGGCGAGACUAUUCUUAGCUGGAAUAAUGUGGCCAAAAAUCUAAUGAUCUCUAUCGUAUGCUUAGCCAAGAAUCUCUAAGAUGAUUUCUGUUUUGGGCUUUUCUUUGACUCCUUCGUGUUGUUCCCUUCAUAUUUGUUUCGAUUAUCUAAAGAAAAAUUUAUCGAUUACACAAA